This is a messenger RNA of Pomacea canaliculata, 1498 nucleotides long. RefSeq lists its product as uncharacterized. The transcript has 7 exons. The record is from RefSeq and is a predicted model, not a curated record. Lineage: Eukaryota; Metazoa; Mollusca; Gastropoda; Architaenioglossa; Ampullariidae. The coding region runs from base 263 to 1111 and encodes 282 amino acids.
AGUAUCAGCACCUUAGCAAAGCAUGAAGGAACAGGAAUAAACCCAAACAAACCAUGUGGCAAGGGAAUGCAUGUCCGGCUUACAACUCACAUGAUGUCCGUCAUCUUUACACUGCGCAUGCUCAAUCGUCCUGACAGCUACGGGUAUCACGGUAAACACGGGUACAUACUCUUCAUUCUGCAGGAUCUCCUCCUCUUGCUCUCGGGAGAUUGACGGUUGAAGAGAAGAAGAAUUUAUUUACUGCUGAGCACCUGGACACAUCAUGUCCACAUACAUUGCUUUGGCUCUUACGCUGCUGCGUUACCUGUCAGUGUCUGCGCUGACACCAGCUCCCACGGACUUUGAAGGUCCUGGAAUUUCGAUCAAGCAGGAUGAAGUAUUUGACCCAACCAUACUACUUAUCACUUGCGGGGAAUCAUAUUGGGGAGAUGAUACUCUCUUCAACCGGGAAAUCAGCCACAUUCCUGACCAACCUUCUGGAACAUCCACCCCGCGACAAAUCGCCUUCAGUGGCAGGUCUUCAGUAACGAAACUCGGAGUUUUAAAUCCAGAUGCGGCAAAGCCAGGGGUAGUGGUCACGAGUGUGCUUUCCCCUCUCACUGUCAGCUAUGUAUCUGGAACUUGUGAAGACACAGGUCUGUACCGAUGUAAGGAGGUGUAUCGGCCAGUUAACGAGGGAAAUUAUACGAUGAAAGUCAGCGAGGCCAGAGUUCAAGCCUGCUCGCCUGGCGCCAUUGCGACUUUGGAGAGUUUCGUGAAUGCGACUUUUGUGAGAACGAAGUUGGUGUGUCGGGUGAACACCAGUCUUGUGUUUGAACUGCUUAGUCUGGAGAUCAGCGUUGUCAGGCAGGGCAACCGGCACCUGCUGGCCUACAUCAACAGUUUCCUCAACGACGCAAAACUCAGCUACGUGAGCAAGGACGUGACGGCGGAAGGUCAAAUCCACCCGUUUCACCCGGCUGCAUCCAGUCUCAACGUGACCUCUGACGUCACUUCCUUUCUGGAUGCGUCCGAACACACGGCCACGUGCACAGCCGUGUACUUGGCUAGAUAUGGCGGCGCCAGGAAUGUAGUGUCCAUGGCGGACAUCAAGGUAUGGUUCCAGAUAUGAGGACUGGCAAUGGAGCUCGAGAUGGAAGAUGGAAGAUGAUGGAAGAUCUUCGACUAGCUGGACGUAGACAUGACUAAGCUGACAUAAAAUAAUACAUAAGAUAGUGAUGCCAUCUUAGGUGCACCUCUAUUGAUGCUGAAGUCCACAUAACAUUUUUUGUCCAUUUAUCCACUUGUUCACUGUCCUUGUUCACUUUCCCUUUAUAAGCAGGCAUUUCACUGACAGAAGGCAGUGUUUCUCUCAAAUAAAAAAUAAAAUCUGUGAAAUAUAUAAAGUCGCAAUGAAAGAGAAAUUAAAGAACUAAUGAAGGAAAGUUGGCUAGUAAAGAUUUUUGAUAAAUGUAGAACGCUUACAUUUCUUGUAGAAGAAUAAAUGUCAGAUUUAUUA